AUGGCCGUCAAUGUAACCGUGACCGUAAGGGAAGCGUUUGAAAACCACGUCAAGGUCGUCGAAAGCCCGAACACGCCAGGAAAUGUGCUUUCGGCGUCAGAGGACUCGUUCUACGUCGCUGACCUGGGUGAUGUUGUCCGGAAGUGGACUGUGUGGAUAGAAGCUCUUCCCGAUGUUACACCCUUCUUCGCCGUGAAAAGUAGCAACGAUGGACGGUUAAUCCAGACCCUGGCCUCCUGCGGCGCCGGGUUCGACUGCGCGUCGAUCGAGGAGAUUGAGCUGAUCCUGUCCAUGGGCAUCUGCGCGGAACGAAUCAUUUUCACUCACCCAUGCAAGCCUUUCGCGUCCCUAGGUCUGUGCCGUAACCUCGGUGUGUCCGUCAUCACCUUCGAUAACGAAUGUGAGCUUCGCAAGCUUAAGGACCACUAUCCCGAAGCGAACGUGGUCCUCCGCAUCUUUGCCGACGACCCUACCGACGCCGACCCUUUAGGCACUAAGUUUGGUGCUUCUCGCCACGACUUCCUGAGACUUAUUCGCCUCGCCAAGGAGCUCGGGCUAGCAUUUGCAGGUGUUAGCUUCCAUGCAGCUCCGAGUGUAGCCCUCGACCCGGCGGCAUAUGUUCGUGGCAUCGGGGAAGCGGCAGAAGCCUUUACCAUGGCCCGAGAGCUAGGCCUGAACCCGACCAUCCUCGAUAUUGGUGGCGGUUACACGGAUGUCACCUUUCCCAAGAUCGCAGCGGCUGUGCGACCCGCCGUUGAAGCAUGCUUCCGUGGAGAAGGAAAUCGGGGUCUACGCAUCAUAGCCGAACCGGGUACCCUAUUUUCAAGCAGCCCCUUCUACCUGGCCGCUAAGGUCAUCGGGCAGAGGAAGAAUGCCACGGCAAUUGGCCGGGAGGCACCCAUGCGAGUUUACAUCAACGACGGCAUAUACAGCAGCUUUAUGAUGCACUUCAUCGUUAACACGGACUAUUAUCCAAUCGCCAUAAUCCACAAGGGUACAUGGCACGGGCAAGAGCAAGACACCCGCAAGACGUCCUCGGGCUUUGAGUGCUCCAUCUGGGGGCGAAGCUGCGACUCCAACGACUGCAUCAAUAGAAAGUGCGUACUCGAUCGAAAGGUUGAAAUCGGGGAUUGGCUCGUCUUCAAGGAUAUGGGGGCUUACUCGGCCGUAUGCAAUACGACCUUCAACGGGUUUACCAGUUCAAACCAUACAAUCUACCUUGAACCAUCUUUCGACAAGAAAGCAACCUCCUCGUUCAAGCCGUUAGGGAUCUAA
Molecule: messenger RNA, 1275 nt
Organism: Daldinia vernicosa
Lineage: Eukaryota; Fungi; Ascomycota; Sordariomycetes; Xylariales; Hypoxylaceae
Exons: 4
Coding region: 1-1275 (424 amino acids)
Cellular component (GO): cytoplasm
Molecular function (GO): ornithine decarboxylase activity
Source: RefSeq, a predicted model, not a curated record